CCUGGCAGAAUGAUGUGCUCGAUCCCAGUGCUUCUCCUGUUCCAAAUCCUUACGAUUUCACCCAGUCGAGCUUAUCGAUUUGGUCUCGGGAUGUUUGACAUUACAGGCCCUGCGGCAGAGGUCAAUAUGAUGGGCUAUGCAAGGCCGGGACAAAACACCCAAGGUAUACACACUCGGCUUUUUAGCCGAGCAUUUAUUAUCCAAGAGGACGGGCCAUCACCCGUCACGGUGUUAUUUAUCAACUUGGAUGUCGGAAUGAUAUCACAACUCCUCAAAACACAGGUUGUCAUGGAGCUUCAAAAGCGAUACGAUGGCAUUUUCAAUCAUUCCAACGUCCUCCUUUCUGCCACGCACACACAUUCUGGUCCUGGCGGUUAUUUUCAAUACUUUCUUUACUCGGUCACCUCACUUGGGUUUGUGAAACAAAAUUUUGAUGCCAUGGUUACUGGGAUCAUUAAGAGUGUUGAGAUUGCGAAAUCGAACAUGAUGAACGGAAAGAUCUACGUCGCCAAAGGCGAUGUUCUAAAUGCCAGCAUCAAUCGAAGUCCGGCCUCCUACGAACUCAACCCUGCAGAAGAGAGGAAAAGAUACCAGUCGAAUGUGGAUACAGAAAUGGUCUUACUGAAGUUUGUCAAUUCUUCUGGCCAUCCGGUUGGGAUGUUAAACUGGUUCGCAGUACAUGCGACCAGCAUGAACAUGACAAACACGCUGAUCAGUUCAGACAACAAGGGUUUAGCAGCCUUAAUGUUUGAGGAGCGAUUGAACGGACACAGAAACGUUGGACAGGGUCCAUUCGUCGGUGCUUUCGCUCAAGCCAACGAAGGCGAUGUAUCACCAAACCUUCGGGGGCCAAAAUGUAUCGACACGGGUAGACCGUGUGAUUAUGUUCACGGAAGUUGCAAUGGCCGCACACAAAAAUGUAUCGCCUUUGGUCCAGGCCAGGACAUGUUUGAAAGCACCAAGAUAAUUGCACAAAGGCAAUACGAAAAAGCUUGGGAACUUUUCGAAGCUGCCAAGGAGGAAAUAUCGGGUUCCAUAUCUUUCACUCACCAAUUUGUAGACAUGACAAAAAUGAAAGUACAAUAUGGAGGUUACAAUAAAUCGACUUGCAAACCGGCGAUGGGAUAUAGCUUUGCUGCUGGAACCAUGGACGGUCCAGGGGACUUCGAUUUUGUUCAAGGAACUAAGGCAACCAGUUUGUUCUGGAAUAUCAUCAGAGAUUUGAUAAAAAGGCCGAGCAAAGAACUAAAACAGUGUCACGCACCGAAACCAAUUCUUCUGGCCACUGGUGAGCUGACCCGCCCAUUGGAAUGGCAGCCAGCUAUUGUGGAAACUCAAGUACUGCGCAUUGGAACGUUCUUGAUUGUUGCAUUGCCCGGAGAGUUUACAACAAUGUCUGGACGACGCAUUCGAAACGCGGUAACCCAGGUGGUACAUCGGGAAACCGGUUAUUGGCCGAGAUUUAAAGGUCCUUCCGAAUUUCACGUCGUACUGGCUGGACUGUCUAACGUGUACACGAGUUACGUGGCAACUCCCGAAGAAUAUGAGCUGCAGAGGUACGAAGGCGCUUCCACAAUCUACGGACCUUUGACCCUUCCAGCUUAUGUGGAACAGUUUCAACAUCUCACAACAGCCUUGAUGAAGGGAACACAAUUACCUCCAGGACCCACACCUCCUUACCUCAAAGAUCAUCUUUUUAGCGGUUUACCGCCGGUGUUGUUUGACGCCGCUCCUUUCGGAUUCAAAUUUGGAGACGUUAUUGUCCCACCAAAAAGCAUUUACACCCAAGAGGACAAAGAAGUGACUGUUCGAUUCAUCGGCGCUAACCCUCGAAACGACGUACGGCAAAAUGGUACGUUCCUUACAGUGGACAAAUAUGAUGAACGAACAGAAACUUGGAACACUGAAUUCACCGAUGCAAACUGGGAAACAAAGUUUAUUUGGAGUCGGCUGGGAAGGUUCGGCUGGCUGUUGGGUCACAGUGAAGUGGAGAUCAGGUGGCGUCUGAAAAGUUGGAAGGAACAUUGCUCUCCAGGGAUGUACCGAAUUCAGUAUUACGGAGCCGCCAAAUAUCUCACAUCCCGACACCUUCAUUAUUUCACGGGGACCACGGGUCCAUUCCAAGUAACAUGCUGAUGACUGCUCAUUUUUUGUUAACUUUAUCCGACGAACCGAUUCCAUUAGCACUUUGAUUUUGUGAUUCCAAACCAUGAUUAUUCCGUUCCGUCAACUAGUUUCCUCAGUUACUUUCGAUAUUUCCUGGUUUUUGUAUUGUCUUGCCAUUUUCGAUUUUAUCAGCUGCUCCUUUUCAAAAUAUACCUCUCCUAAGACGUAUUAGUGAAUGUUUAUCGAAUGAACGAUUUUCAUACCAUUCUUCUUUCGAUAUGCAUAAAGCUCAUGAGUUUAU
Molecule: messenger RNA, 2407 nt
Organism: Opisthorchis viverrini
Lineage: Eukaryota; Metazoa; Platyhelminthes; Trematoda; Opisthorchiida; Opisthorchiidae
Exons: 16
Coding region: 10-2136 (708 amino acids)
Biological process (GO): long-chain fatty acid biosynthetic process; sphingosine biosynthetic process; ceramide catabolic process
Cellular component (GO): extracellular region
Molecular function (GO): N-acylsphingosine amidohydrolase activity
Source: RefSeq, a predicted model, not a curated record